Ectocarpus siliculosus is the source of this 2496-nucleotide messenger RNA. Lineage: Eukaryota; Phaeophyceae; Ectocarpales; Ectocarpaceae. The record is from the annotation of a GenBank genome assembly.
AUGGGGCAACAGCCCACGUACCCCCCGCGGUUGGUGGGGGUGAAAAAAGCGCACUGCGCAAGAACCACCCUCCAAGAAAAAAACAUGCGCACCCUCCGGGCCCUAAUGUUCAAAAACCUCCUCAAAGAAAAAUGGGCCCCCGAAGAUGACGGCGACGGGAAGGAGAACUGCCUAGCGGAGGCGGACAAGGAUACGAUCAAGGCCAACAUCGUGCCGCUCAUGUGCAGGGCGCCGCCGGAGGUCCAGCGCCAGUUUGCGGAGGCCCUGACGAUCAUCAGCAAAGUCGACUUCCCAGCACGCUGGGCGAACCUCAUCGAGGACCUGGUCCGCCUCAUGAAGACUUCCGGCCAGGACUACCACUCUCUGAACGGAGCUCUGCUGUCGGCCAACUCGGUUCUCAAGCGCUACCGCUACACGUUCAAGAGCGACGCCCUGUUCAACGAGCUCAAGCACAUCGUUCUUCCGCACAUGGCGGAGCCCCUCCUGGUGCUGUUCAAGCAGACGUUCGUUGCCGUUGAGCAGUACAAGAGCAACAAGGAGGUCCUGGUGCAGGUGCUGGAGGCCGUUCGCCUCAUCAUGCGCAUUUUCUUCAGCCUCAACUGGCAGGACUUGCCGGAGGUGUUUGAGAACGACAUGGCCCCGUGGAUGGAGGGUUUCCACACUUACCUGGAGGCGUACUCGAACCCUCUGCUCGACCAGCCGGAAGGAAGCGAGGCGCCCGGCCCCAUCGAGCGCGUGCAGGCGGCCAUCGUAGAGAACAUCCGUCUCUACACGGACAAGUACGACGAGGAAUUCGACCCGCACCUCAAGUCCUUCACGCAGGGGGUGUGGGGGUUGCUCAUGAAGGUGUCUGCCGGCAAGCACCACGACAUCGUCGCCACGACCUGCAUCAAGUUCCUGACGCUGGUGGUGGGAAAGCAGAUCCACAAGGACCUGUUCGGGUCGGAGGCGACGCUGACGGAGAUAAUUCAGAAGAUCGCCAUCCCCAACAUCACCAUGCGGGCCGCGGACGAGGAGCUGUUCGAGUUCAACCCCGACGACUACAUCUCCGGAGACAUGGACGGCGGGGACAACGAGACGAGGCGGAGAGGCGCGUGCGACCUCCUGAGGAGCAUGUGCAAGCACUACGAGGAGCCCACCACUCGCAUCUGCUCGGUCUUCGUCACGGGCAUGUACCAGGAGUACAGCGUCAACCGAGAGGCCAACUGGCGGUCCAAGGAUGCCGCGUUACAACUCGUGCUGGCGCUCUCGGUGCGCGCCCAAAGCCAAGCUGGAGGGGUUUCUAAAACCAACGCGUACAUGAACGUCCUCGAUGCUUUCACGACGCACGUCUUGCCCGAGAUACAGGAUCCCGACGUGAACGCAAGGCCCAUCGUGCGGGCUGAUUGCAUCAAGUUCGUCCACACCUUCCGGAAUCAGUUCUCCGUGGAACAGCUCCUGGCUCUCAUGCCGAUGCUCAUCGCGCACCUCAAGUCGGAGCACACUGUGGUGUUGACCUACGCAGCCAUGACGAUCGAGCGCAUGCUGGCCGUCAAGGACAAGGUCCCGGGGCAACGACCCACCCUCCGCCUGCCGAAGGAAAGCCUCACCCCGUUCUUGGAAAGCCUGUUCACCGGCCUCUUCGCGGUGAUGGACCAGGAAGGCGAGAACGAUCACCUCAUGAAGGCGGUCAUGCGGGCACUUAGCUCCGCCCAGGAGAAGGUCCUCCCGAUCACACAGGUGGUCCUCACGAAGCUGAACGGCUACCUGGAGCGCGUGUGCAAGAACCCGUCGCGACCGCGGUACAACCACUUCCUCUUCGAGUCCGUCGCGGUCCUGGUGCAGCAGUGCCUCAAGAGCGACCCGAGCACCGCUACCAUGCUUGAGGGGACCCUCUUCCCCCCCUUCCAGCAGGUCCUGGCAAACGACGUGGUGGAGUUUAUGCCCUACGUGUUCCAGAUCUUCUCGCAGCUCUUGGAGCUCAGACCUGCCGGAGAAUUCAGCGCCGGGUACAAGGGACUCUUCGCCCCGCUGCUCUCGCCCUCGGUAUGGGAACGGAAGGGCAACAUCCCGGCGGUUACACGGCUGCUGCAGGCCUACCUUUGCAAGAACGCCGUAGCCGUGGUGGAGUGGGGGAGUCUGGCUGGGGUGCUGGGAACGUUCCAGAAGCUGCUCUCAACGAGGGCUAACGAGGCGUACGCCUUCCAGUUGUUGGGAACGAUCGUCGUGAACCUGGACAAGGUGCACCUAGAAAGAUAUCUCCACGAAAUCUUCCGCAUUUUGCUCCGGCGAUUGGUGAGCAACAGGACGGUCAAGUACGUGAGGUUUUUGACCAUCUUCCUGAGCACGUUCAUCGUCAAGUACGGCGUGUCGGCGUUCGAGACGUGUCUCCAGCAGCAGGAAGCUGGAAUCGCCGCUACGCGUCAAGUUGUCACUGUUUCGUACGGCAUGGGCACGGACGCGUGCUUCUGGCGGUGUGGGGACCGGUUGCACUGGCACGUAUUGUGGCGAUACUGA